Melospiza georgiana is the source of this 945-nucleotide messenger RNA. It is a transcript of the gene AQP8, whose product is annotated as aquaporin 8. Gene Ontology annotation, molecular function: water channel activity. The record is from RefSeq and is a predicted model, not a curated record. Gene Ontology annotation, biological process: transmembrane transport; water transport. Bases 1 to 945 code for a protein of 314 amino acids. The transcript is spliced from 6 exons. Gene Ontology annotation, cellular component: plasma membrane. NCBI's taxonomy places the organism in Eukaryota, Metazoa, Chordata, Aves, Passeriformes, Passerellidae.
AUGGAUGCCCAGACCAAGCCCUGUGCCCCACGGCUGCCCCGCUUCGAGCGCCACGUGCGGCCGUGCCUGGCAGAGCUGCUGGGCACUGCCCUCUUCAUCUUCACGGGCUGCCUGGCAGCGCUGGAGGAGCCGGGGGGCACGGGCAGGCUGCAGCCCGCCCUGGCACACGGGCUGGCCCUGGCUGCCACCGUGGCCGUGCUGGGGGACAUCAGCGGAGGCCACUUCAACCCCGCCGUGUCCCUGGCCGUGUGGCUGCUGGGGGGGCUGCACGUCACCCUGCUCGUCCCCUACUGGCUGUGCCAGCUCUGCGGAGGGGUCAUCGGGGCUGGCCUGGCAAAGGCGGUGGCACCGAGCGAGCGCUUCAGCAACGCCAGCGGCGGAGCCCCGGGCAGUGCCACGGCCCGAGAGCAGCUCCCGGCCGUGCUGGGGGCCGAGAUCGUGCUCAGCUCCUUCCUGCUGCUCGUGGUGUGCAUGGGAGCCGUGAACGGCAGCACCCGCACCCCGCUGGCCCCGCUGUGCAUCGGCCUCACCGUCACCGCCGCGGCCCUGGCAGGGGGCGGCGUGUCCGGAGCCUGCAUGAACCCAGCCCGGGCCUUCGGGCCGGCUCUGGUGGCGAACUGCUGGAACUACCACUGGGUCUACUGGGUGGGGCCCAUGCUGGCCGCGCUGCUGGUCGGGGGGCUGAGGGUGCUCGGGCCCGCAGGAAGCACGCUUGGCUGCGCCUGCUCUGCGCCGGGCAGCCUGCUGCACCGCGGGCAGAGCCGCAGCGGCUGCAGAGCGAACCCCCGGCUCCCCUCUGGAGCCGUGCCAGCCCCGCAGCUCCCGGUGCCGGUGCCCGCGGCUCCCAGGGGUGCUCCGGGCCGGGCGGGGCCGGGCGGGGCCGGGGGGCUGCGUGGGGACAGCGGAGGUGGCGGUGAUGACGCGCGGAGCCAGCUCUGCGCGUGA